Drosophila nasuta is the source of this 3366-nucleotide messenger RNA. It is a transcript of the gene dpr2, whose product is annotated as defective proboscis extension response 2. Gene Ontology annotation, biological process: synapse organization. The transcript has 8 exons. The coding region runs from base 820 to 2241 and encodes 473 amino acids. The record is from RefSeq and is a predicted model, not a curated record. NCBI's taxonomy places the organism in Eukaryota, Metazoa, Arthropoda, Insecta, Diptera, Drosophilidae. Gene Ontology annotation, cellular component: neuron projection membrane.
AUAACAGAGACCACUGCUUAACAGCCGCUGUAAGCAACAUAUUUCCCCUCUUCAUAAUUCGCCGCACUUGUAUUUUUCGGAGUUUCGUUGCCCCGCUGCGCAGCUUCGGCUACGUCAACGUCGUGCUGCCGACGGGACACGUUUGCAAUCGGCAGGCAGGCGGCCAGACAGAAAAGCUUUACGCUUUCGUGCAGUCUCGAACGAAUAUCAAUUCGCGACGCACGUGUUUUUUCGUGGACUACACCGCGCGGCAUAUCUGAUGUCCCAGAACAAGCGAGCGAGCGAGAAUCGCGUCGUCGUACUAUUCAUUGUGUAUUGUUGUUGUCGACGUGUGUUUCUGUGGUAAAGGCGGCUUGGCUGUCGUAGUUCUUGGCAAGCAGAUUGCAAAUGCAUUUUUGAUCAGCGGCAAAACGGAAAGUAGUGUGCAAGCAAAUCGUUUCGUUACGAUUCGAUUCGAUUCGAUUUGUGCCAAUUUUUGUGUGGUGUGAAAGUGAAAAGAAACGCAAACGAAAACGACAACGAAAACGUAAAACGUAAAGCGUAACGCAAAAGAGUGUGGCCAGCUGUUGUUGUUGUUAUUGUUGUUGGAAUAUCGCGUAACAGAUAAAAAGCUGUUUUCAAGCAACAAUGUAUAGACAAGCAGAUCUUAACUAAAUUUCCCACCGUUCCAUAUUCACACAAACUUCGUGUCUCGGCUCUUGGGUAAAUCAUGUGAAAGAGCCAAGCCAUUGAGAAGCAUUAAUCUAAUUCAUCAAAUGCCUCUAAUCAAGCUCGACCGAAACAAUAAGGACAAACAAUAAAAGCAGACAAGUGCGGCAAAUGGAAGGCGACGGCACUAGGAAAAUGUCCAUUGAUGGCAAGUGGCAACGACGGCGACGGGGACGGGGACGGGGCAAGUGUGUUCAGCCAUUGCUGGCAGUGGCAGUUGCAAGGCUGCUACUCAUUGCGAUAGGGCUGCCCACAAUGAUAAAUGCAACAACGAUGAAGGCAACUUUAAUUGCAACAGCAGCAGCAGCUGCCACAACGACGACGAGUGCAACGGAACAGCUCGAGGCGAAUGUUGGCCAGCAACAAGAGGAAAGCAUUAAGUCAAUAUCUGGAAGCAUUUUAGACAACGGACUGUUGCCCUCCAUUGCCGCUGUGGAUGAUGUAUAUAUCGCCUCACUGGUCCAUGACCACAACUAUAACAGCAACAGCAACAACAAGAACAAGAAUAACCACAACGUAAACGGUAACCACCAUCUGCACCACAACAAUGUGGCUCAGUUUGACAAUGCACUGGACGAGCUCGAUGAGCAAGUGGACGAGACAACUUAUCCGCCGCCAGUGUUUGACUUUGGCAUGCCCAGGAAUAUAACGGCACGAACCGGACACACGGCAGCCAUCAAUUGUCGCGUUGACAAUUUGCGCGAUAAAUCGGUAUCCUGGAUAAGGAAACGCGAUUUGCACAUUCUGACUGCAGGCAUUCUGACCUACACAUCAGACGAACGCUUUAAGGUCGUACGCACCGCCGACUCCAAGGAUUGGACGUUGCAUGUGAAAUAUGCUCAGCCACGUGACAGCGGCAUCUACGAGUGCCAAGUGAAUACGGAGCCAAAGAUUUCGAUGGCAUUCCGCCUGAAUGUCAUAGUAACACCGCCAGAUGCCAAAGCGAUUAUAGCCGGUCCAUCGGAUUUGUACGUCAAGCAGGGCAGCGUUAUAACGCUCACAUGCCAUGUGAAGCAACCGGCGAGUGCUGUACAGGAUAUUGGACCAAUUUACUGGUAUCGCGGCCCCUACAUUCUAACACCCUUUGUGGCGCAUCCGAAUGAUGCAGCCAUCGAUUUGCAACGCAUCUCUAUGGAAUCAACGCUGGCAGAGAAACUGCAGAGCAGAUUACGGAUUGCUAAUGCACAGCUGUUGGACACCGGCAACUAUACGUGCAUGCCAACCACUGCGGAGGCGGCCAGCGUUGUGGUGAAUGUCAUUAAUGACGAGAGUCCGGCUGCAAUGCAGAAGAGCGGCGCAAAUGGAAGCUGCCUGAAGCGGAGAGGCAGUCUCAACUUUAGCCUUGUGCUGGCAUUGGUCGCCAGCGCUGUGGUGCGAUGGAUGCGUUGGCUUCUUGGCUCCGGCAACUUAUCCUUAGUGCAUAUCAAUUGUGAUGUCAGGCAAUCAAUAAGCAGACCCACACAGCAACAACAACAUCGAGAGCAACAGCGAGAAAAGCAGCAGCAGCAACAACUACAACCAAUGACAUCAUGAUAAUUAAGUGAAACACAUUUCUUGUACAUAAUUACACUGAUAGAUAACGAUAAUUUUAUGUGUAAAAUGGCAUUGCAAAAAGGUGUCAUACUUUAUGACCCUCAAUGAACAGUGACAUUUAGUUUUAAUUUAUGCAUAGCGUACAAUAUAUAUAUACAUAUAUGUAUAAACCACAUAAUAUAUAUACAUGACAUUAUGUAACAAUAACUAUGACAAAAUACGAAAAUACAUUUAACGAUAGGCUGAAACUAUAAUAAAAACAAACACACAAACUACAUUAUAAAUCGCUGCUAUUGAAAAACAACACACACACGAAAAAAAAAAAAAACAAAGUAUACAUAAUAAUUAUAAAUGUAAUUGCAAAUGUGUUAAAUUACUGGUUCACAUUAAUCGAUGUACUAAUUUAAUUUAACACUUUCCCUUUGCACAACGCUUCAGCAAAAAACGAAUGAAAAUGAAUCACAUCACAAUAAAAAACUCAAUUACAAAUGCAAACUAAUCCAUAUAAGCGAUAUUCGUUUAGUCAACGAUCGGAUACCCUUACAGAGAGAGAGAUUAGUCUAACUGUAAUAUCCUAGCUGUAAGCAUUGAAAUAUCCUGACUGUAAGGGUGUUUGUGGAUAGUCGUAAUAAUAAUAAAUUAAUUAAUUAUGUUGUUAAUUUGAGCAGAGCAAUUUGUGCUUCUCAAAAUGCAAAUUCAGCUUGCUCUUCUUGUGUACAUAUACAUUAUAUAUAGUAUCGGAUAUUUAAUUUUAUUUUCAAAAUAUUUUCAUUUUCCUCAAUUAACAAAUUGUAUUUGCAAUUUGCAAAGAAGAGCAAAAUUAUAAACACAUUCAAGUCGAAAGAGUUGAAAGAUCCAGUUUAAAUAAAUGCAAAAUAAACUUUCGUAAAUGUCAGCAAAACUAUAAAUAAAAACGCAAACUAUGUACUUGUAAAAUAAGCAUAAGCAAAUAUUAUAAACAACAUCAAACUGCACACUUACAUACAUAACAUACAUACAACAUUUUCAGAUUUUCAGAAGCCCGGAAGGAAAUUGAACUCAUGUAAUUUAACACACAACAUAUGUAUGGCAAAAAACUUCUCAACGACAACAAAGCGUGAGAAGCAAUAAAAAUUCAUUUGAUUA